Aphis gossypii (cotton aphid) is the source of this 1079-nucleotide messenger RNA. RefSeq lists its product as uncharacterized. The transcript is spliced from 3 exons. The record is from RefSeq and is a predicted model, not a curated record. NCBI's taxonomy places the organism in Eukaryota, Metazoa, Arthropoda, Insecta, Hemiptera, Aphididae. Bases 123 to 758 code for a protein of 211 amino acids.
CGACACUUGAACUAAAAUAAUAUUAUAUUAUACUAUCGUGGGCUUAAUACUAAACACAGCCAUAAUACGGCGGAUUAUCUAAUAUCUUGUGUACACGGAACUUGACGUUAAGGACAAUAAAAAUGACUUCUAAAUCUAUCAAAUUCAAGUACACUUUGCUGGUGACAUUAGCGUUCACCGGCUGCACGUUAGCUCGACCCGAGGUUCCGACGUCUGCGGUGUCAAAGUCGGCGGCGGAGUCAACACUAUCGGCGGGAAAUGUGCAGCAGAUCCAAUCGACGCUCAAAGAAGCCCUUCCGCUGUACAGGAUGGCCAUGAAGUCGGCGCACAAGGAACAUGGCCACGGGAAACUGUCGAUCGUCCAUCUGAUACUAAUCAUCGGAAAAGUGCUCGCGCCGCUCGUGGGCGCCAUCAUCGAACCGCUGCUCGUCAACGUGGCUAAAGGCAUCACAUGGGCGAUUACGUACUCGUUGGCAACUGGAUUCGACAAGCCGCCCAGUUACGAACACUUCGUACCGGCGCUGGAACACCACGGCGGUGGCGAUGACGAUGACGACGAUGGCGCGGAAUACGAAUCACACAAGCCGGUCAGUUAUUCGCUGAAAGAGCUCCCUGGACUGGCGCUACAGCUGACCAGCACCGUGAUGGCCGAGUCCGGAGCGGCUCAACCGGCACAGCAAGUCGAGGCCAUGGAAAAGGCUGAAAGGAAGCUUGCGGGCCUGCUGUUGCGGGACAAUAAACCACCGGCGACACAGUGAUCGUUGGCGACCCAUCACUCGUAUAUAGAUAUUUUUGUCGCAUCAUAAUAUUAUUAUAUUAAGUAAACAUCGUAAAUCACGACGAAAAUGUUUCAACAGUCCGUCGUCCGUCAUAUUUAAACCGAAUAAACUUCGAGUCUGUGUACACCAUGGAAAAUAUAUUUUAUAGUUUCGUUUUUUUUUUCGCUGACUAACGCUAAUACCCGGUACCUGAUUUAGUGGAGGUACGAUGCACCGAGGACUUGUGUUGUCCUAGGUUCUUAACUUUGUUAAUUGAUAAACUGAUACAUUAUCAAGAAAAUAAAUACCUAUUUUAAGAGA